UAUCAGAGGUGGGGGACCAGGCAGGCAGGCAGGAUACUGGGCAGAGCCACAUGGGGGUAGUUAAAGCUAGAGUGAACUCAGGCUUGGUUGUUAAGUGAGGCUCCCAAAAGGAUUUCCUGGAGCACUUUUGCCUGCCAGGCAGAGGCACGAGCCGGGUGGUCAAGGGACUGAAGGAUGUUUAUAUGCAAACUAGUUCAAGAGCUGCUAGAAGAUGCAAGUUGCACUUGUUCAGCUGAGGAAGCUGCAGCUGUUAGCAUUCAUGAUGUAGUUAAAGGUUUAUGGUAAUAUUUUAGCAAUGCAUGUUGUAACAUUAUUGCUAGAAAACACUCUGGGCCUCUCACAUAAUAAGCAAAAUACUCCUGAAUGCACUGAGGCUGGAAGCAGCACACGGGAUAGUGGAGCAGCACCAGCAGUGGUGGCCCUCAAGCUGCUCAGAGAACGGGGACUGAAUGUGGGCUGGGGACUGCAUGGGGCUGGAGGAGCAGCUGCCUCUGCGUGGGAAUGUGGGUGGUGAGCAGGAGGCUGACAAGCAUCUCAGCAACAGCUCUGGAGUUAGAUCUGUUGCAAGCAGUACAUUGCAAACAAUAUUGGGUACACUAACUUAAUGUGUAAAAACACAGUAAGGUACCACUGAGCUGUGGUGCUUGUUUGGUCCCUCAGUGCUAAACCAGUGGUUGGAAUGCAAAAGAUUGUUGCACGCACAGCUAGAAGACAAACUGAUGUCUCUUGCUGUGCACCUCUGCAUGCACAAGCUUUUGCAUAACCUUUCUGAAAUCAGAAAUUCUCUGCACAUUUAUCCUCUGUUGCCAAGUACCAAAUGCAGGCACUAGGGAAUCCCACAAAGCAGCCAUACAGAUUAGCUCCUAGCAGUAAUAGUAAUCCACUCAGUCCCACCUCAACAAAUCCUGCUUUCCCUAGGAGGGAGUCACUGCCUUUUAGAAAUCCCCUUAUUCACUGGCAGCUCCUGGACAGGGGCACCAGGCUCCGCUCCUCAGUGCUACUGCAGUAGCUUCAGCCAUUGACUUCUCUCCAUAAAAAAAAAAAAAAAAAAAGCAGCACUUAGGUGGAUCCCACAAGGUACCUCCUAUGUCCCUGGAGUGGGGUCAUCACUUCCACUUCUCAGCUGGCCUCCCAGCGGGCACUGUGGGAGUCCAGAGCUGCAGCAGGCUGAGAGAGCUGGGUUUGGGAUGGGACCAGCCCAGCUCCUCACACAUCUUGGAAGGCAAAUCCCAGCACCAGCACCACAGGGAUGCGCAGGAUCCUUUCCAACAACCUUCCCCGAAUGACCCAGAUUGCAUCAACGGGCUCUGGAGGGAGCUUGCAGCCAGUGCUCUCCAGAUGGGAGUGUAGGAUUUGCAACAUGGGGCCCCAGAGAGAAAAGCAGCACAACGAUGGGAAAGGAAAGCAGAAGGCCUCAGCACCCUUCCCACUACUACAGCUGGUCCUUCCAUCGCCCCACUGCAGCAAGCAAAGCCAACACUGGGCAACCCUCUAAAAUGUUUAUUUGGACCAGUGGCCGGAGCUCUACAUCUUACAGACACGAUGAGAAAAGAAAUAUUUACCAAAAAAUCAGGGAUCAUGAUCUACUGGACAAAAGGAAAACAGUCACAGCCCUAAAAGCUGGAGAAGACCGGGCCAUACUCCUCGGGCUGGCCAUGAUGGUGUGCUCUAUCAUGAUGUUCUUCCUCCUGGGAAUCACCCUGCUGCGGUCCUACAUGCAAAGUGUCUGGACAGAAGAAGCUCAGUGCUCGCUUCUCAACGCAUCCAUCACUGAAACCUUCAACUGCUCGUUUAGCUGCGGCCCAGACUGCUGGAAAAUCUCUCAGUACCCCUGCCUGCAGGUGUACGUCAAUCUCACUUCUUCUGGCCAGAAGCUUCUGCUCUACCACACCGAAGAAACAAUGAAAAUUAAUUCUGAGUGUUCGUACAUACCCAAGUGCGGCAAGAAUUACGAGGAAUCCAUGUCGAUGGUGAACGUUGUGAUGGAAAACUUCCGAAAGUAUCAACGCUUCUCCUGCUUCUAUGAUCCUGAGGGCACUCAGAAGAACGUGAUAUUGACCAAACUGUACAGCUCCAACGUGCUGUUCCACUCGCUCUUCUGGCCCACAUGCAUGAUGAUCGGCGGCGUUGCCAUCGUCGCGAUGGUAAAGCUGACUCAAUACCUUUCUCUCCUCUGUGAGAGAAUCCAAAGGAUCAACAGAUAAGGAUGAAAACUCCUCCAAGAGUUAAUUACAGAUAAAAUACUGUUUUCUCAUUCUUCACCAAAGAACCUUAAGUUUGUAACGUGCAAGUCUGUUGUAAGUUCCUUACUAUAUUCUUAUAAGUAGAGCAAUAAUGCAAAAGCUGUUCUAUAUGCAAACAUGAUGUUAUUAUUAUGCAGACAACUGAAAAAAUUACUGUUUGUGUUGACGAUCUUGUUUGAUGCUGAGACCUGUACUUCUUCCCUUUCUACAGCCAGAAUUGGGCUCAAUGUGACCAUUUGCCAUACUCAGCCAAUUGACUUUCUCAAUGUAAAGGAUUCUGGGGAAAUUCACGCCUGGAGAAAAGGCAGCAAAUGACUUGUGCAUCACUGAGGUCUCACCUCUGGCUCAGCCCUGCCAAUGGAUUUCUGGUUUUGCCUUGUUAUUAUUGGUUGCAGGGGAAAAAAGUAGGGAAACAAAACAGGCUUUUUUGCAAGCAGGUGGCGCCACACGGACUACUGCGAGGCCAGGAUAAGUAUGAGUGUUUUCUGCCUAAGUAGGACUUGGCGAUGCUAUCUGUUAGCUCCCCCAGUUCAGAAGUAAAUUUCACCCAGUGGUAUGUACAGUCUUUUGCAAACACUUUGGAGUUUUAUUUAUUUUAUGCUGUAUUUUCCUUCUGUCUUACCAACAGCAUCUUUGUCAUCUGCAGAAGCUGUAGCCAAAAAAAAAAAAAAAAAAAAGAAACCAACAAAAAUCACCUUGUUCCAUUUUGUACUUCAGUGUGAGCCCUGCUGAUGGAGAUGGGACCAGA
Molecule: messenger RNA, 2991 nt
Organism: Lagopus muta (rock ptarmigan)
Lineage: Eukaryota; Metazoa; Chordata; Aves; Galliformes; Phasianidae
Product: calcium-activated potassium channel subunit beta-2
Exons: 5
Coding region: 1392-2204 (270 amino acids)
Biological process (GO): detection of calcium ion; potassium ion transport
Cellular component (GO): membrane; voltage-gated potassium channel complex
Molecular function (GO): potassium channel regulator activity; calcium-activated potassium channel activity
Source: RefSeq, a predicted model, not a curated record